Rotaria sp. Silwood1 is the source of this 573-nucleotide messenger RNA. Lineage: Eukaryota; Metazoa; Rotifera; Eurotatoria; Philodinida; Philodinidae. The record is from the annotation of a GenBank genome assembly.
AUGGGUCGUUUUGUUUUACAAUUAAUUAUCUUACAAUUAAUAGUAUUUGUUAACGUCUCUGGAUUUUUUCUAUCAAACAAAAUAAAAACUGCAACUAAAUAUGAGCUUCAACAAAAAGUUUUCACACUUGGUACAUCGUAUACAGUUAAAGAUGAUGAAGGUCAAUCUGUUUAUAAAAUUGGUUUUAAAAAAAUCAGUCUUGGUAAACAUCUUCAAUUAACUGAUAUUUCUGGUCAAAAAGAAUAUUAUUCAAUUAAACAUAUUCUUAAUCCACUUGGUUUAGCUAAAUAUGAAAUUCGUCAAAAUGAUGAUGUUAUAGCUGAUGUAAAACGCAAAAUAAAUCUUUUUGGUGGCACAAAAUUUAAAAUUAACUCAAAAUAUGGUGAGCUUAAAAUUGAAGGUGAUUUUGUUUCACGUGAAUUUACAAUAAAAAGAGAUCAUAAAAUUGUUGCUACUAUUUCAAAGAAAUUCUUUGCAAUUGGUGAUAAAUAUGGUAUUAAAAUAGAACAAGAUCAAGAUGUACCAUUUAUAUUAGCUUUAGCUAUUGUUGUUGAUGAAGUAGUUCAUGAUUAA